UGGCAGACCAGACCAAAGUGUCACUUUUUUGUCUGGAACUACUUUUAUGUACUUCCUUGGGGACUUGCAAGAAAUGAAUGACAUAGUGAGAAGAUGAAGGGAAAUGUCUUCAGUGAUUGAGUGUGGAAAACUUGUCCCAAACCUUGGAAGAAUAUAACGUUUAUUUCUUUUUUGCUUCCAAUUUCUACUUCCAUCUUCCUAUUUCUACUGUACUGUGCUUCUCUCUCUCUCUCUCUCUCUCUCUCUCUCUCUCUCUCUCUCUCUCCUUCUACCCUCAUCCUUCUCUACCACUUUCUUUGCUAGUAAUGGCUGCCUUUUAUUCAGAUCCUGUAGGGUUAGCCCUGUGUCACUGCUUCUUAUUUCUCACAGCACUGUAUAAGCUAAAUAAUCACAACUCUAUCCAGCUUUCAGAUGAGGCAAAUAAAAACACAGAUUGAACAAUUUAUACAAGCUCGGUAGACAGUAGCAGGGAUUUGAACUUGUUAUCUAACUCCGGUACCCAUCUUCUUUAAAUCACUGCAUGGUUUCUUUCGCCCCAUCUCAACUGCUUUGUGUUGUUCCCAUGUUCUGAUCCUCUUCUCUCCCUAUAUGGCCUAGGUUUCUUUUCUUUCUCUUAGACACUUAACAUAGUUGGUCACUAUAUGUCUGUGGCUCAAUCCGAAAGUGCUGAGCAAAGCAUAUAAUACCCAGAAGAGAUGACAGACCGUUCAAAUUCUUAUCAUUUUCCUUGAGAUCAAAUGAUCCACAAUUUUUCACAUUUGGAGGCUACAGGUGGGAAUUCUCAUCACUUUUAGUAAAGGAGAAGAAAUUUAAUAACAAACUAGAGAAAAGCCUCAAGUCUUGGAUGGGUCUUUGAUAUGAAAGAAGCAGAGACAAAACAUUUUCAGCUUCCUCAGAGAAUUCUUCAUUCCCAAGGACUCUGCAUGCUCUCAAAUACGGGGACCUGGAGACUGGAAAAGGUUAGGUGAGGAGGCUGUCCUCUGUCAAAUAGUUAAUUUAGGAGCCUAGCAAACUGGACUGUGAAAGGCAGCACCUCUAACCUUUCUUUCCCUAUUAGCAUAUGCAGAGUUCCAAUAAGAACAAGGGCAUGUUGGAGGCAUACAUAUGGAGGUCAAAGCCUGAACUGGACAAUUUUUAUGUCCCAUCCAAAUAUGAUGUUUUAUACUUAUGGUUGUCACUCUCCUUUCUGUCAUCCUUUUGAUUAGGAUUGGUUAGAGAUUUUAAACCAUAAAGAUCCAUAUUGCUCAUCAAGUAAGAAUUCUGGAGGUAGAAGUCUCAAGAGUUGAUUCAGAGGCCUCAGAGGAACUGGUCAGCAUUUCUGAGAUUUUCUGGGCAGCGUCAGACACCUUGCCUUCUUCCUUGCCUGUCCUCAGGCAGGAAGCCGUGGGAAAGGGAGGAGAACUAUGAGUGAGGCUCCCUGCUUACUGGGAGAUGGGAAAUCUUUUCUAGACCACUUCUUAAAAUUUAGAUUUUUUCCCAUACCUCACUGACCCAAACUAAGUGCAUUAGAGACUGGAGAAAGUGCUAUCUAACCUUUUCACUGUGCUAAAGGAAGACAGACAAGGAACAGGGAACUGGUUUGUCAUUGUGUGGGAAGUAUUAGCGCUUCUUACUCCUUCCUUGAUUCAACCAAGAUUUGUUACUCUGGGCUUCUGACGGCAAAGGAAAAGAUAGUCUCUUGUUUCAAAAAGUUCGUGCUGGAAGAACACAGGCAGAGGAUUGCAAAGCAUGGUAGAAGGCACUGGGAACAGUGAAUGAAUGCUCCCAGUGUCACUGCAGUAGCCGGAGAGAGAAUAUGGAGAGCUACAGAAAACAAUGAUUAAGUGUUGAAAGGUAAAUGGAAUUCAACUAGGACUGAGAGGGCAGGUAAGAAGUAGUUAGAGGGGCCUUUGAGAAUCUGCUAGGACUUAGCAUAUUGGACAAAUGGACUGUUGGAUACCUUCUACAGGCAGAAAAUUUAGAAAGCCAAGUUGCACCUCUGGAAUGCUCUGUUGCACUGAAGCGGGAAGAUCAACAUUCCUGUGGUUUAGCAGUUGCGGGAGUCAAACACUCAUCUGUGACACCUUUAGAGAGCUGAAGCACACUUUUAGCACCUUACAAAACAGCUGGUCCAGCCAGCUGGCACAUGCCUGUAAUCACAGCACUCGGGAGGCUGAGGCAGGAGAAUCAUUGUGAGUUCGAGACCAGCCUGAGCUACAAAGUGAGCCCAAGGCCACCCUGAACUGCAUAGUGAGAGUCUGUCUCGAAAAGAUAAAACAAUACAACAGCAAAAACAGCUGGUCUAUAUUGGAUAUUUCUGAUCAAGACACAGUGCUUCCUUAAAAGCCAAACUUGCCCGUCCCACCUGCACUCCUUUCCCUUCUACCUAGUUACAUACCAUGGAGGAAUUAAAUUUUUCACCCAGCAGUUCAAACAUAUGGAACACUUGUGAUACAAUUUUCAGCAUAUCACCUACCUCAUCUUUUUCAAGUCUCCAAAACCUCUGAUUGUUUCUUUAACUACAGCUCCCGGACUGUCUGCACCAGAAGCACCUGGACUGCCUGUUGCAAAACCGAUUCUUGGAGGCUGCUCCACCCUUCCUGAAGUGGAACCUCAAGAAAGCUUGGUGUUAGUUCCCUGGUUGUGCCAAGAUGAGUGACUGGAGCUUUCUGGGAGCGUUCCUGGAGGAAGUACACAAGCACUCCACCGUCAUUGGCAAGGUCUGGCUCACUAUACUGUUCAUAUUUCGCAUGCUAGUGUUGGGCACUGCCGCCGAGUCUUCCUGGGGUGAUGAGCAGGCUGAUUUUCAGUGCGAUACCAUGCAGCCCGGUUGCGAGAAUGUCUGCUACGAUCAAGCCUUCCCCAUUUCCCACAUUCGCUAUUGGGUGCUGCAGAUCAUAUUCGUUUCCACACCAUCUCUGGUGUACAUGGGCCACGCCAUGCACACUGUGCGCAUGCAGGAGAAGCGGAAACUACGGGAAGCUGAGAGAGCCAAAGAGAUCCACCGUCCUGGGUCUCCAUAUGAAUUCCAGGUGGCUGAGAAACCAGAGCUAUCCUGCUGGGAGGAAAUGAAUGGAAAGGUUGUCCUCCAGGGCAAUCUCCUGAAUACUUAUGUCUGCACCAUCUUGAUCCGCACUGCCAUGGAGGUGGCUUUCAUUGUGGGCCAGUACUUCCUCUAUGGAAUCUUCCUGAACACCUUGCACGUCUGCCGCAGAAGUCCUUGCCCCCACCCCGUCAACUGUUAUGUAUCCCGGCCUACAGAGAAGAAUGUCUUCAUUGUCUUUAUGCUAGCUGUGGCCGGACUGUCCCUCUUUCUCAGCCUGGCUGAACUCUUUCACCUGGGUUGGAGGAUCAGACAGCGAUUUGUCAAGUCGAGGCAAGGCACAGCUGAACGACAACUUCUUGGACCAUCUACAGGUAUAGUCCAGAACUGCACACCUCCCCCAGACUUCACUCAGUGCCUAGGGACUGGCCCUGGGGGAAAGUUUUUUAGUCCCUUCAGUAACAAUACAGUCUCCCAGCAGAACACAGACAACCUGGCCACUGAGCAAGUGCGAGGCCAAGAGCGCAUUCCUGGGGAGGAUUUCAUCCAUAUCCAUUAUGGUGAGAAGCCUGAUGUGCCCAGUGGGGUCUCAUCAGGUCACCGCCUUCCCCAUGGCUACUAUAGUGAAAAGCGCCGUCUUAGCAAGACCAGCAGCAGGGCCAGGUCAGAUGACCUAUCAGUAUGAACCUCCAAAGUGGGAGAACCAGGGCCAAGUGGGAAGAAAGGAGGCUCAGAGAGAGAAGAUAAUUCCUUCUGACUCUGUGCUCCCAUUCUCAUCACUGCUUUUCUCCUUUUGGGCUGUGAGUCUCAUUUGCAUUGCUCAUUAAUUAUAGAAAGUAUAACCAGGAUGCUUGAGAGUUUAGCCAUAAUGGCUACCCAGCAGGCUGUUGUCCACUCCUCAUCUCAGUAUACUUAGUGUAGUCUUUCAGAUCAUGCAUUGAACACAGUAGGGGAAGGGAAGGGAACUGUGGCAAAAUCAGGCUGGAAAAGGGUAGCCAUAAGCAUAGAAUACCAGCAGCAUAUCUGAUAAUUUCUCAAGUACCUGUGGUUUUCUUGACCUCAUCACACCCCCACCUCAAGGAAGAACUCAAAAUUCUCAGCAGUAGAGAGCACCAAUCAAAUAAUUUAAUUAUUUGUGCUCUUGAAUCUAUUGUUUUCUCCGUUGGGAUAUAUCUUGGAGUGGUGGUGAGGUGGCCUAUGGCUGCCAUUGGCUACCCUUCCCUCUACCCAGUCUUGAAAGGGGAUCCUUGGAACUUGACCAGCCUCAAUUUUACAAGUGCUUUGGCAUGUGUCUCAGGCAAAGGCUCCACCUUGGUGAUGCUGCAGUCUUUUCUUCUGCCAGAAUAUAUAUCCUCUCUGUGAGGGUACCGGCUCCUUCAAAGAGUCACUGUUUACACAAACUGCAUUGGAAUUCAUUGCCACCACCUCUCAUGCUGUGCCUCCUGAACUGUGUCUUACAGUUCAGCCCAAUGAUAGAAGCCAUCCUUAUACUUCUUCUCUUGACUGUUCAUCCUCUGUUCAUCUGAAGACCACUUUAUUAACGGGAAUAUCCAGGAAGUCCCUAUCCCCUUGCAGAUCCUGAAUAGAUAGAUCACUAACCACUGAGAGCAGUAGAAUUUUCUUGGGACUUACUAUGAAAAGAACAUUGCCAGAUUCCCCUUUGAGGAAAAAGACACUGGAAAAAUAUUUUCUCCUAUUUCUCUUAUUGAUUGCCAACUUUUAGAAUAUCAAGAGGAGGCAUGAUGACAGCUAUGGAGGUCCCCAGAUCUCAGCAAGAACAUGGAAGCAGUAGGGGACUCUUAUCAAGAUCCUACAUAGAGUGCACAGAAACUGCUAUAUCUCCCUGAUCCCCUUAAUGAGACUGCCAAGUAGAGGAUGCAGAAAAGCUCUUCCUUCCCCAUGGACUGGCUAAGGUGUCUCUACUGAGGUGAUUGAUCUAUAAUGGGAUGGAAGGCUGCCAUUGUGAAUGCAGGCUAAGGAUGCUAAGAAUUGGAUAUUGAGAAUAUCAGGACAUUACAUUUAAAAGAUGUGUGUGUGUGUGUGUGUGUUUCCAUGAGGGGAAGAGGAGUCCCUAAAGAAGAAAAAGAAGCUUUAGAGAAUCUAUGUCUUCUGGUUGCCUGGAAGAAGACCCAAGCCUCAUUGUCUUAGCAUUAUUAGCCUGAACAAACAGGCAUGAGAAGUUGGGACUGAGGAAGGUAAGGGUUCAGAAGACUCAGAUCCUCUCUGACCUGCCCCUUUCUGGACCACUCUGCAGCUAUUUGGAUGGUACUGGUGGAUCGAAAGAAGGACUUGAGAGAAGAGAUGGGGAAAAAGAACUGGGUGAGAUACCAUUUAGAAAAGAAUGAUCAUUCCAGUUCCCUGGAGACAUUUGCUAUCUGGAACUGGCAUAUGAUUCUCUCCUCUUUCAUCUCUAAAAUGUAUUUUUGAAAUAAUUGUUUUUGAAUUCAGAUUUCUAUGAGUCUUUGAUGGUAAGGUUUUCAGGAAGGAAAAAAUGAAAUGAUAUGUGUAGUCUGUCUUAAUAAAAUCUGUCUCAUUUA
Messenger RNA from Cavia porcellus (domestic guinea pig), 5559 nucleotides. It is a transcript of the gene Gja5, whose product is annotated as gap junction protein alpha 5. The transcript is spliced from 3 exons. Gene Ontology annotation, cellular component: connexin complex. The record is from RefSeq and is a predicted model, not a curated record. Gene Ontology annotation, biological process: heart development; cell-cell signaling; atrial cardiac muscle cell to AV node cell communication by electrical coupling. Bases 2631 to 3707 code for a protein of 358 amino acids. NCBI's taxonomy places the organism in Eukaryota, Metazoa, Chordata, Mammalia, Rodentia, Caviidae. Gene Ontology annotation, molecular function: gap junction channel activity involved in atrial cardiac muscle cell-AV node cell electrical coupling.